Molecule: messenger RNA, 354 nt
Organism: Alternaria triticimaculans
Lineage: Eukaryota; Fungi; Ascomycota; Dothideomycetes; Pleosporales; Pleosporaceae
Exons: 6
Coding region: 1-354 (117 amino acids)
Biological process (GO): response to oxidative stress; mitochondrial respiratory chain complex I assembly
Cellular component (GO): membrane
Source: RefSeq, a predicted model, not a curated record
AUGUCGACGCUCAUGAGAACGCUGCGCAACCUGCGCCGAGUUGGACUUAAGGACAAGUACGGCAACAAGUACUUUGAGAACUUGGAGGAGGAGCUUCCUCUCCGAACCCGCUGGGUCGACUACAAGGACCAUGAGUUCGAUCCCUCUCAGAUCGAACCCGGAUGGCACGCCUGGAUGUCAUACAUGGUCGACAAGUCACCAGCCGCAGACCCGCUUCUGCAGCGCCAGGUCCGCGUCUGGGAGCCAAAGGAGCACAGGCCGACUCUCACAUGGACCCGCUCGGGAUACAAGCCUUACAACACUGUCAAGCCCAAGUACUCUCCAUGGACACCCGUCGCCAAGGCUCGACAGUAG